Molecule: messenger RNA, 2890 nt
Organism: Vollenhovia emeryi
Lineage: Eukaryota; Metazoa; Arthropoda; Insecta; Hymenoptera; Formicidae
Product: cytochrome P450 9e2-like
Exons: 1
Coding region: 60-1595 (511 amino acids)
Molecular function (GO): heme binding; monooxygenase activity; oxidoreductase activity, acting on paired donors, with incorporation or reduction of molecular oxygen
Source: RefSeq, a predicted model, not a curated record
UUUAUAACGUACUACGCCGCGUCCAGUGAAGCAUCUCGUUAUCUCGUUUUCCGACCACGAUGGUUUCGACGUUUGUGCUUUUACUGAUUACUCUCGGCGUCGUCGGUCUUGUGAAAAUUAUCUUUGCGCUGCAUCGGAUGUACUUUUACUGGAGGAAUAAGGGCGUACCUUACAUGCCGAAUUCGUUAUCGUCUUUUACAGUGCCUUGGAAAUUAAUGUUGGGCUACAUCUCUUUCGCCGAUCUGAAUCAAUAUAUGUAUAAUUACUUUCCCAACGCUAAAUAUUACGGAACAAAUGAUUUUCCCACGCCUGCCAUAUUUUUACGCGAUCCCGAGUUGAUUAAAGACAUAAUGGUGAAGGAUUUUGAAAAUUUUCCGGAUCAUCGCAUUGUUCUUGAUGAGAACGCAGAACCACUGGUUGGUAAUAAUCUUUUCUCUAUGCGCGGAGACCGUUGGAGAGAAAUGAGGACUACGUUGAGCCCUUCUUUCACCGCCAGCAAAAUGAAGUUCAUGUUCGAUUUGAUAUCGAAGUGCUCUCACGAUUUCGUCAAUUAUCUCUAUGACCAUCCGGAGCUCUGUUGUGUAAUCGAAACGAAGGAGGUCUUUAGACGAUACACCAAUGACGUAAUUGCUACGGCAGCUUUCGGCAUAAGUGUGAAUUCUAUGAAGGAUCAAGACAAUGAGUUCUAUAGAAGAGGUAUAGAGGCCACCACAUUUUCCUCUGGACUGUCAAUGAUUCUUAAAGUAAUAUUUUUACGCGUAAGUCCUUCAUGGCUUACUAGAUUAUUGGGUUUAACUUUUUUCCCACUGGCUACGGGCAAAUUUUUUAAAAAGAUCGUAGAAGAAACCAUCAGAGAACGAGAAAAGCGUGAUAUUAUCCGACCGGAUAUGAUUCAUUUGUUAAUGCAGGCUCGAGGCAAAGACAAUGCCAGUCCCAAAAUGACACUGGACGAUAUCGUUUCGCAAGCCUUCAUCUUUUUCUUAGCCGGCUUCGACACCUCUUCAACCUUGAUGUGUUUCAUUGCUCAUGAAUUGGCGGUCAAUCGAGAAAUUCAAGAUCGUCUGCGCAAAGAGAUACUACAGCAUCUUGCCGAGGGAAACGGUGAGAUUUCUUACGAAGUACUGUCGAAGAUGUCGUAUAUGGACAUGGUGGUUUCCGAGGCUCUCAGAAAAUAUCCACCGGUGAUCGUCCUUGAUAGACGUUGCUCUAAGAGAUACGAACUUCCUCCAGCGCAACCAGGUUGCAAAAGUGUGAUUAUCGAACCUGAUACUGUAUUGAUGUUUCCCGCGUAUGCUUUACAUCGCGAUCCGAGAUAUUUUCCGAAUCCGGAUAAGUUCGAUCCUGAAAGAUUCAGCGAGAAGAACAAGGACAACAUUUUACCAUAUACCUACAUACCAUUCGGUCACGGACCUAGAAAGUGUAUCGGCAAUCGAUUUGCUCUUAUGCAGACCAAGAUUUUGAUAGCUCAUCUUUUACAAAAGUUUAUUUUAAAGACUGUGGAAAAAACUGUCGAACCAGUUGUAUUUUGUAAAAAGGAAUUUUCCCUGAAACCAGAUGGCGGAUUCUGGAUUGGCUUGGAGAAGAGAGAAACGUGAAAAUCUUGCACACAGUAUAUCUGUAAUUGUAUGUGUAAAAAUAUUAUCGAAUUUGCAACUUAAAGAUAUUCUACACUUGCAAAACACGAUUUAUGUAUACAGUAUAAUUCAAUUGAGAUGUAUUGUUCAAUUCGCAAAUUAAGUUUAUACUAACAUAAGAAGUGAAGAAACUGGUAAAUAUUGGUACUUCUUAGAUUCUCGAAUCUUUUCUACGUGGUUAUUAUAUUUACUGACUUAUAUGACUUUUUCCACUUUCAGUAACACAGUAGAGAUACGGUCGAUAUAGAUGAUUCUUUAUGUAAGAGCGAAUACUUUAUUGCGCGAACGUCUAUCGUUUUGAAGGGAUGGGGGAGGGGGGGCGGGAUUGCAUUUUUUAAUAACAAAUGGUAAAAGUUUUAAAAUGUAGAGAAUUAUUCUGUUCCUUAUAUUUCUUUAGAAAAUAAUUAGAGUAAAUAGAAAAGCUUGAAUUAGGUCUAUUUGUCGCACAGAAAUAACGCAUUUUUCCCAGUUGUUUCCUCUUAUAUAAAUGCUGAAGUUCAACUGUGUCAUUGCCAGCUACCUUUCUAUUGACAGUCUUGGCAUUAGUAGGUUAUGUAUCCGUUGAUAGUUUAAGUAUCCAUUAGCUGAUUAUUUAUCUGUGUCAUUCAUUAUCUAUUACUUUACUAAUUUAUUUAUAUUUCUAUUGUGCACUUUAGAAUAUAUUAUGAAAGAGUUUUGUUUACUGUAAAGGAAAUAUGGAGCGGAAAAUGUAAUUACAUUUACUAAACUUUAAUUUAAAUCUUACUAAUGACUUCAUUAUAAAUGUUUAACGUCCAAUAACUUACGUAUCAACUGUUUUUUAAGUAACAAAUAUAUUUUUAAAAAUUUACAUUUAAAUGAUACAACGUGUAAAUUGCGUUAGAUAUCUCCUUACUUUGAAAGUGUUUUUAUAAUAGUUUUACAUUAUUAUUUAUUUUCUUUGAGCAAGUCUUUUGCUUCAUCGAAAUACAUCUGAAUAUUUAUAUCUGCAGGAAGUUUGUAUGAAAAUUAUUCUGCAGUAUAAUAUAUUUAUAUGUAUAUCAUUUUCUUGAUUUCCAAUCACGUUACAAAACUGUACCAUAUGUAUUUUAUUACAUAUAAUAUUUGUAAUGUCAAAAAAUGAUAAUCAAUUAUAAGACUCGCAUAUUAAUAAGACUAUAAGGAAAUUCCUGGGCACUUGAUUCAGAACUGUAUUUUCUAUUAUUAUUAAUAAGAAGAAAAAACAAUUGUAAUUAACGUAAAAUAAAUCUCUAUCGUCUUUUAUUGUGUUUUGAAAA